Molecule: messenger RNA, 1969 nt
Organism: Nicotiana attenuata
Lineage: Eukaryota; Viridiplantae; Streptophyta; Magnoliopsida; Solanales; Solanaceae
Exons: 2
Coding region: 637-1803 (388 amino acids)
Cellular component (GO): membrane
Molecular function (GO): glycosyltransferase activity
Source: RefSeq, a predicted model, not a curated record
UCUCUGUGCGCAUGUGAUGUGCCAACAUUCCCAAACACGUUCUCACCUUAUUCUUUAGAUCUCCGUCAACCUUUGCUGCCACCUUUGCAAUUUCACCAUUUACCCUCAUUUAUAUGCUCAUUCCUCCAACAAAAUCUGCCCAUCUCACUUACUGCAUUUCUUUCUUCCUUUUUUCUUUGCCCCCAUUUUUUUCUCUUUUGGUUUGCUCACUCAGCUUUUCCUUUUUUCAGUACAUACUCUCUCGUCCCUAAAAACUCAUUCCUAAUACUAUUCAAGAUUAGACCAAUUAAUCAUUUUCCAGCCUUUAGACUUAAUAAAUUCAAAAUAGCCACCAAUAGAACUUCUGGUCUUUUUUUUUUUUGGUAAACAAACUUGUGUUGCAAGAUUUACUGGCCUGCUCUUCUCUUUUCAGCAAAACCCUACUGUUUAAAAAGCUCCAGUCUUUGGUUUGAAAAGGGUAAAAAGUUUGGAGCUUGGUUCCUAUUUUGCUGUUAAAAUUGCUUGUUUUAGAUCCUGGGUUUUGGAAAAAGAUAUCAUUUUGAUGAUCUUUUCCUGUAAAUUUUGAUGUUAGAUUGUUGAUUAGAUUUGGUUUGAUAAAAUUAAAAUCCCUAGAAGGGAAUCUUUGAUGGUUAAUUGAUGCAAUCCAGAGUUGUUGAAAUGGAGGAGAAUAAAGAUCCAUUAGUAGUUGUAGGUAGAACUAACCACCAAACUAGGGCUUUGCCACAGAGGCUGCUACAGUUACUGAUGCUGUUUUUGUUUUUGUGUUUUACCUUUUCUGUGGCUAGUAUUUAUAUGAUUAAGUACUUUGGAUUUCAUAGUAUAGUUCCUUCAGUAAAGCCUAGUUUACAGCCAUGUAUUGAGGAAGAAUCAAGUAAAUUAGAGCGUUGGAUUAGUCCUCCGUCUAAUUUGAUGCAUACUAUGUCUGAUAAAGAGUUGUUAUGGAGGGCUUCUAUGGUUCCGCGAAUUAAGAAGUAUCCAUUUAAGAGGGUUCCCAAGAUUGCAUUCAUGUUCUUGACUAAAGGGCCAUUGCCGUUGGCACCUAUUUGGGAGAGGUUUUUUAAGGGGAAUCAAGGACGUUAUUCAAUUUACAUUCAUUCAUUGCCCUCAUUUAAGGCUGAUUUCCCGUCCUCAUCGGUGUUCUACAAGCGGCAAAUUCCCAGUCAGGUGACAGAAUGGGGAAAGAUGAGUAUGUGUGAUGCGGAGAGAAGACUCAUUGCGAAUGCAUUGCUUGACAUCUCCAAUGAAUGGUUUGUUCUGCUUUCCGAGUCGUGCAUUCCCCUCUACAAUUUCAAUGUCAUCUACAAGUACAUAAGUCAGUCGAAGCAUAGCUUUAUUGGUGCAUUUGAUGAUCCUGGACCAUAUGGAAGAGGUCGAUAUGAUGAGAAUAUGUUACCUGAGGUUAACAUUACUGACUGGCGCAAAGGAUCACAGUGGUUUGAAAUCAAUAGGAAGCUUGCUCUUUACAUAGUUGAGGACACAAAAUUCUACCCCAAGUUUGCGGAGUUCUGCAAGCCAGCAUGUUACGUAGACGAGCACUACUUCCCGACUAUGCUGACUAUUCAAGCAUCAAAUCUGUUGGCAAACAGAAGUAUAACAUGGGUUGAUUGGUCGAGGGGCGGGCCGCACCCUGCUACAUUUGGAAAAUCAGAUAUCACCGAAGAGUUUAUGAAGAGAAUGUUGGCAGGGCGUAACUGUACUUAUAACGAGCGAAAUAUAUCAACGUGCUUUCUUUUUGCGAGGAAGUUUGCACCAAGUGCUUUGGAACCUCUGUUUCUGCUAGCCCCAAAAUACUUAGGUUUCUAGAUUUUGUAGAAAUCUAUUUUUGUUGUAUAAUUAGAAAGAUUAUACAGUUAAGACAGGGCUCUUCAGAAUUUCUUGGAUCAUUGCAUAUUUUUUUUGCCCGCGUGUUGAUAUUGUUGUUGGACUGCUUUACUGAUACUGUUUUUUAGCCACUUCCAACCUUGAAGCC